Molecule: messenger RNA, 321 nt
Organism: Linum tenue
Lineage: Eukaryota; Viridiplantae; Streptophyta; Magnoliopsida; Malpighiales; Linaceae
Source: the annotation of a GenBank genome assembly
AUGGCUAGUAGAGGAAAGGAGAUAAUAGCUUCAGAUGCAUUCCAUUAUGAUGAGGAAGUAGUGCUAUGUGAUUGCGGACUAAGAGCGGCUAGAAGAAUUUCACGUACCUCUGGCAACCCGAAUCACAGGUUUUUUGGCUGCCCACUGUUCAGCCGCUUAGAGAAUAACAAGGCGUGUGAUUACUUUGAGUGGUAUGACAUUAGAGUUGCAGUAUUCAAAGCCACGGCUUCGCUAUCUGGAAAGGUUUCAAGGUUAGAAGCUGGAAAUAGACAGCUUCGCAGUUUGUUGGGGAGAUUAAUGAAAGAUGGAGCUAGAACAUAG